Pocillopora damicornis (cauliflower coral) is the source of this 4285-nucleotide messenger RNA. Its product is annotated as xanthine dehydrogenase/oxidase. NCBI's taxonomy places the organism in Eukaryota, Metazoa, Cnidaria, Anthozoa, Scleractinia, Pocilloporidae. The record is from RefSeq and is a predicted model, not a curated record. Gene Ontology annotation, molecular function: molybdopterin cofactor binding; xanthine dehydrogenase activity; molybdenum ion binding.
UUUGCUUUCUUUGGGUUCGCAGGGCUAUGUAAUCGCAGUUCGGUGAGAGAUCUUCGAAGUUGUUUCGUGUUUACAAUCGCGAGGUGCCCUCAGUUCUUAAAUGGGUAAACUGUAGCGCUGUACCAAUAUAAGUUUUAUAGACACGAUGCCUUCGUCAGCCAGUGAAGAGAUUGUCUUCUUUGUCAAUGGCAGAAAGGUUGUCGAAGCAAAGGCACAGCCAGAAAUGACUUUGCUCUGUUAUCUGCGAAAUCAUUUGGGUUUGACAGGUAGCAAGCUUGGAUGUGGUGAAGGUGGCUGUGGAGCAUGUACUGUUAUGAUCUCUAAGUAUGAUCAUGGAAAUAAUAAGAUUAAACAUUUCUCUGCAAAUGGCUGUUUGAUGCCAUUGUGUGCAGUUGAUGGAAUGGCUGUAACCACAGUGGAAGGAAUUGGAAGCACCAAAACUGUCUUGCAUCCUGUGCAGGAGCGGAUUGCCAAGUGUCAUGGGUCACAAUGUGGAUUUUGUACUCCAGGGAUUGUGAUGUCAAUGUAUGCACUUUUGAGAAACAACCCUCUACCAACUAAUAAAGAGAUGGAAAGCGCUUUUGAAGGUAAUUUAUGUCGCUGUACUGGAUAUCGUCCAAUUUUGGAAGGACUCAAAACCUUCACAAAGGAAUGUUGCGGUAAAGGUGUUAAUGGUUGCUGCUCUGAAAUGGACCAAAAUGGAACCGCUAAUGGCAUAUCGCAGAAUGGAGUUGUAAAUGGCUGCAAUGAGUUGUUCAAGUCAACAGAAUUUACACCAUAUGACCCAACUCAGGACGUUAUCUUCCCACCUGAACUAAUGCUCCCAGAAGCCGCCAAACCAAGAACUCUAUAUAUCAAAGGAGAUAAUUCAACUUGGAUCAGACCAACAACACUGGAAGAGUUGUUGGAGCUGAAAACAAAAUAUCCACAAGCUAAACUUGUGAUUGGUAACACUGAAAUAGGAAUUGAGAUGAAAUUCAAAAAUCAGAGUUAUCCAAUCCUGAUAGCUCCUACUCACAUCUCGGAGCUGAAUGCCGUGGAACACACUGCAGAGGGCAUCAGGUUUGGUGCAUCAGUGACGCUGACUACUCUGGAAGAGGUUCUUAGUGAGGCUUGCCAGUCCAUGCCAGAAUUCAAGACCAGAUGGUUCACAGCAAUACUUCACAUGCUCAAGUGGUUUGCUGGUCAUCAGAUUAGAAAUGUUGGGGCUAUUGGAGGAAACAUUAUGACAGCCAGUCCGAUAUCAGAUUUAAAUCCAGUGUUAAUGGCUGCAAGAUGCCCUCUUACAUUAGCUGCUGCUGGAGGAAAAAGAAGAAAAGUGAAACUGGAUGAGAAUUUCUUUACUGGUUACAGAAGAACAAUUUUGCAAGCAAAUGAAAUAUUGGUUGAUAUUUUUAUUCCAUUCACAGAAAAGCACGAAUAUGUGUUUGCAUUUAAACAAGCACGACGGCGUGAAGAUGACAUCGCUAUAGUCAAUACAGGCAUGAGAGUGUUGUUUGAUAAAGAAACACAAUCCAGCUCAUGGCAAAUCCAGGAUUGCAGUUUCAGCUUUGGAGGCUUGGCCCCCACAACAGUCAUGGCAAUGAAAACUGUUAAAGGGCUCACUGGCAGAACUUGGAAUGAGAGCAUAGUACAGGAAGCUUGUCAGCUGUUGGCUGAAGAUCUGCCGCUUGCACCCGGAGCACCUGGCGGUCAGGUGGAGUACAGGAGAUCGCUCGCCUCAAGCUUCUUCUUCAAGUUCUACUUAAACGUUACCUUGCAGCUGAGUAAUCAAGAGGUAGCAUAUAAGGCUGAUAUACCCAAGUCGUUUAUAAGCGGAACUGGUCAUUUUCAAAGAGAUACAACAUACAGUACCCAGACAUUUCAGGAAGUCCCCAGUGAUCAGUUAAUCGAAGAUGUUGUUGGUAGGCCUGUGCCUCACUUAGCAGCUGCCAAACAAACCACAGGAGAGGCAGUCUAUUGCGAUGACAUUCCUAAAUAUGCAGGAGAACUUUACUUGGGUGUCGUCUUCAGCAAGCGUGCACAUGCGAAAAUCCUGGGUGUUGAUCCAAGUGAAGCACUUCGUCAACCAGGGGUUAAAAGAUAUGUUGGUGUGGAUGAUGUACCAGGUCGCAACGCGACAGGGCCUGUAAUCUUUGACGAGGAGAUCUUCGCCUCAGAAAAGGUGACAUGCGUGGGUCAGGUAAUAGGUGGCAUUGUCGCUGAAACUCAGGCCCAGGCCCAAAAAGCAGCCCAGCUGGUGAAGGUCACCUAUGAGGACCUUCCCAGAAUAAUAACCAUUGAGGAAGCUAUAGCUGCGGAGUCAUAUUUGAACCCUGAACCGAUGUGCAUUCAGAAAGGAGACCUAGAAGCAGGAUUUGCUGAAUCAGAUCAUGUGUUAGAAGGGGAGAUGAGAGUGGGAGGACAGGAACACUUCUAUCUGGAAACACAAGCAACAAUCGCUGUUCCAAGGGGAGAAGAUGGCGAGAUGGAACUUUUUGUUUCUACACAAAAUCCAACAUUGACACAGAAACUUGUUGCCAGCGCAUUGGGCGUACCUGCCAACAGAAUAGUCGUGCGGACCAAGAGAAUGGGUGGUGGAUUUGGUGGUAAAGAGACACGUAACUGCUUUCUGAGCAAUGUUGUGGCUGUGGCGGCAGCUAAGGUUGGUAAACCUGUGCGCUGCAUGCUUGACCGAGAUGAAGACAUGAAGAGUACUGGCACUAGGCACCCGUUCUUAGCCAAAUACAAGGUCGGCUUCACAGCAAAUGGGAAAAUCAAAGCUCUUGAUGUCAAAAUGUACAGUAAUGCUGGAAAUUCUUUGGAUCUGUCAAAAUCUGUUAUGGAGCGCGCGAUUUUCCACAUGGAAAAUUGUUACCUUAUUCCAAAUAUUCGGGGACAUGGGUAUUUGUGCAAGACGAACAUUCCUUCCAACACUGCAUUCAGAGGAUUCGGCGGGCCGCAGGGUAUGAUGUUUGCUGAAUCGUGGAUAAGUGACAUCGCAAUUACUUGUGGUAUUUCACAAAGACGGGUCAGAGAGUUGAACUUCUAUCAGGAAGGUGAUGUAACUCACUUCAACCAAGAACUGGCCAGUUGUCAUAUCCAACGCGUGUGGGACGAGUUAGUUGAGAGGUGUCUCUACGAAGAGCGAAGAGAGCACAUCGAGGCCUUCAACAGGGAAAACCGGUGGCGAAAACGAGGCCUUGCACUGACGCCUACCAAGUUUGGCAUUAGUUUCACAGCUACUUUUAUGAAUCAGGCUGGAGCUCUGGUGCAUGUUUACACAGACGGGUCAGUUCUUUUAACUCAUGGCGGAACAGAAAUGGGCCAAGGACUGCACACAAAAAUGAUACAGAUAGCCGCUCGUAUCUUUGGUAUCCCUGUGUGUAAAAUCCACAUUUCAGAGACAAGCACGAACACGGUUGCAAACACGUCUCCAACAGCAGCAUCGGCCUCCUCUGAUCUCAAUGGCAUGGCGGUGAAGAUUGCUUGCGAGCAAGUUAUGGAGAGGUUAAAGCCAUAUAAAAUGGAAAAUCCAAAAGGAGAGUGGGAAGAAUGGGUUCGCUCCGCCUACUUUGACCGCGUCAAUCUUUCAGCGAAUGGAUUUUACAAAACACCGGACUUGGGGUAUGAUUGGAAGACCAAUACUGGCAGAGUCUUCAAUUAUUUCUGCUUUGGUGCGGCUUGCUCGGAGGUGGAAAUUGACUGCCUCACAGGAGAUCAUCAGGUUCUUCGCACAGAUAUUGUGAUGGAUGUCGGUAUCAGUCUCAACCCGGCCAUUGACAUUGGCCAGGUGGAGGGAGGUUUUGUUCAAGGAAUGGGUAUGUUCACCCUGGAAGAAGUGCGUUACUCUCAGACCGGCUCAUUAUGGACGCAAGGGCCUGGUGCCUACAAAAUUCCUGGAUUUUCAGACAUACCAGUGGAGUUUUAUGUUCACCUCCUACGGAGUGCCCCGAACGAAAAGGCGGUCUUUUCUUCCAAGGCUGUAGGAGAGCCACCUUUGUUCCUUGCCUCUUCUGUGUUUUACGCCAUCAAAGAUGCCAUCAUGUUUGCCAGGCGUGAAUCAGGUGUUGAAGGAAUCUUCAGACUGGACAGUCCUGCUACCAGUGAGCGCAUCAGAAUGGCUUGCGUUGACCAGUUUACUCAACAGUUUACACCCCUUGCGGAUCCAACCGUGAAAGACUUCAAUGUUUAUCCAUGAGGACUUGAAGAGUGCUAAUUAAUAACAUGUGGUUUACAUAAUUUCAUUCAUCAUUUAAUCAAUUGCUUACCAAUAUUUAAGUAAUUACAAAUUAGAUGUGGAUAU